Messenger RNA from Scleropages formosus (Asian bonytongue), 1949 nucleotides. Its product is annotated as lebercilin-like protein. Gene Ontology annotation, biological process: intraciliary transport. The transcript has 8 exons. The record is from RefSeq and is a predicted model, not a curated record. Lineage: Eukaryota; Metazoa; Chordata; Actinopteri; Osteoglossiformes; Osteoglossidae. Bases 392 to 1906 code for a protein of 504 amino acids. Gene Ontology annotation, cellular component: axoneme.
CAGAGUCACGCAAAAAAUCCGUUAUAUUCCCCACAAGGACCAUCACCUCCAGGUAGAUGUGCAGCAUGACAAAGUUGGAGAAGACGCAGACUUGUGCAACGCAGAAUACUCCUUGUCAUUCGAGUCCACCUCCUCCUGCAACAGCAGGGCCACCAGCAGCAGGAGAGGUUCCAGGAGAACCGGUUCAAAGCUGAAUGAGAGCAAAGCAGAUGAUCUCACGCUCACUACCCACUCACGCCAAGAGAGGCUAGAAAAGCUGAAAGUGCACAGCUUGAAAGCUGUAAAUAAAGAAGGCUUCCGAGGCAAGCAACGAUGGGACGGUCAGGCAGCAAAACGCAAGCGGCCAUUCCUUCCCCCCAUCAAGCCCCAGGGGGUUGCCGUGCAGCAGGUCAUGCUGGCCAGCCAGCAGCGCAUCAAUGAGCUCGGCAACCAGGUGCGGGAUCUACAGCAGCAGCUGGCCGCUGCCACCGCUGAGAACCGGCUGCUUAAGCGCCAGCAGGGUCGCCAGGAGGGUGCGCUCCGGCAUCUGAAGAAUUUGCAGGACGGCCUGCCCCAGGUGUUGCUCCAGCACAACAACGAGGUGCACACCCUGCAGGAGCUGCUGCGCCAGUCCCGGGAACGCAACGGCGCGCUGGUCCGCCAGCUGCAUGCCUGCGAGGCCCGGCUGUUGAACACCGGGGACGCUCUCCGGAAGCUGCAGCAGCUCAGCCAGGACCGAAGCUUGGGAGAGAGGGAUGAGCUGGCACAGCGUGUCAAUACCCUCACCCUGGAGCUCGACCUCAAAAACAAGAGGAUACAGGACUUGGAGAAAAACAUGAAGCUGAGCAAUGCGUCCUUUAAUCGUCAGCUUUCCUCCCAAGUUCAGAAGACUCAUCAAGCCAGAGAUAUUUCCAAGUGUCUACAAGAGGAAAUCAACCAACUCAAACAAAAGAUCAACGAGCAAGUGCGACUGCUGGAGAUCAGAAAUAUCUACUCAUACAGAUUUGUAGAAAGACCUCUGAGAAAAGCUGCCAAAGAGUCCAAAUUAGUUCAAACAGAGCAGUUAUGCCCUGUUCACCAAGAAGAGGCUACAUCCACACCAGAGGUAGAACACAAAAUUUCAGAGGAUUUUGAGAUCGCCCUAAGGACGCACAUAAGCAUGGAGAGUUGUAACGAGCAGAGCUAUAGCACCCAGGAGGAUCCUACCUCUGAAUACACAGAAACAGGGAGUGAUGAGAGCACAGGACUGGAUGGGCCACUAGUGGAGAAUAUAACAAAUCUGGAAAACAUUUCUGCUGAAAUAGUUGCUGAUGAUGAAGAAGUGAAAGACACAGAUGUUUGUGAGGAGAAGGAAGUACUGCUUCACCUUCUGGAGAAUCACACCGAAGCAGAGGAUGAAAAUACAGGAAGUAAAGUCCAUGAGGAAGAACUGAAACCCUGCCAGGAGGAGAGACAGUUAGAAAGUAGUGACGUAACUUUCUCCCCGUCCACCACCACCACGCUGUCCCCCCAGAAGUCUUCCACAGCACUAAUCCGGAAGCACCAUUACAUCUUCAAAGAGACCGUGCAAAACAUGCAUCUUGGGAAGCCGGCCUACGACAUACCAGGACGGCGCGUCAAGAAGAACUGCGUCCCCUACAGCGAAGGCCACACAGAGUCAGAUCAUUUACACAUACAGGCGUACGAGCCCUCCUUUUUCAAACUUCCACCUGUGAACCCCCCCAAACACGUGACCUUGCAGGAGGAUGAGAGGGCAAAGGCGAGGAAGAGAAACUUGAUGAAAGAACUCUUUGGUAAGGAGACUAUCGAUGAACCGAAGCCAAGGUCAAAGGUCAGGCCCAGAUCCGAAAACUCAGAUAUGAGCAUCUCAGGAAAUGCAAGACAAGAUUCUCUUUUAAAGGAAAGCAACAUCAUCAUCUUUGACUGACACAGAAACUUAAUGCUUCUGAAAAAAAAACCUUUAGUUAAUA